AUGACAACAACAGAAGGAACAAGAAAUGCAAUGGAUGUUAUUCAUAAUGGUGAAUGGACAUUAGACAGUGACAAAGAAUUUCUAGAAUACAUUAAAGAAAUCCAUAAUACAAUAUUAGGUUCUUGUAAUCAACUCACAACCCAAAUGCAAGAAGCAACAAAAAAUAUCAACCUCCUUGAAUUACAGGUUCGAUCAACAGGAGAUGAAUUUGUCUAUAUCAGUCAAUCUCAAUAUCUUGAAAAUAAAGUGGCUGAAUAUGAAAUUAAAGAAGAUGACGAGAAAGUAAGCACAGAAAUAAAAGAUAUUGAAGAUGAUAAAUUAUUUGAGAUUGCUCUUGAAAAGGGACUUCAAAUGAUUAAUGGAAUUAAUAUCAAUGAAGGAAAGAAUUUUGUUGAUGAAAUUGAAUAUAUUGGAUAUCCUCAAUUAUCAAAAAAUCAAGAACAAAAUCAAGAGAAUACAACAGAACCAACUCAACCAACUGUUUCUGUAUCAUCAAUUCCAACUGUCUCUGUAUCAUCAAUUGGAGAAAUUAAAACUGGAGAAAUCCCACCCCCACCUCCAUUACAUAUGGAUUCAUCAGGAAACCCAAUUUUAUCAUCUUCACCAAGGGUUAGUUCUGAGAAACAAGAACAAGAAACACAAGUGAUUUCAGAAGAACAACAAAAAGAACAACAACAGGAUGAACAGACUACAAAGAAAAUAUCAAUUAUAGAAGAAAUUAAACAAAGAGGAUUCAGACUACCACAACCAGGAGAUAAACCAGGAGAUAAAUCAGAUUCACCAACCAUCAUCCCUAAGCCCAAAGUUGAAAGUAUAGAAGAGAUUAAAACAGAAGAACCAUCAAAUAACAAAGUACAUGAACCUGAAAAGAAGGAAGAGCAAACUGAUGAUGUUACUAAAUUACUAAUAGAAUCAAAACAUAAGAGAGAGACUACCUCUAACAAACUAUCAACUAUCUUAAGUUUUGAUGAUGAUAACGUUGACUUUAAAACAAAAACAAUAGAAAAAAAGAAAGAAGAUUCGCAGAAAAAAGUAAAAGAAAAGAAGAAGAAAGUGGAAUUUGAAAAUUUGUUUGAUGAUAAAGAGGAUGUUGAUAUUUUGGACGUAUUAGCCUCUUCACUUGACACAAAAAAAGAAACUAAUACAAGCACAGUUCAACGUCUAGAUGAAAAGAAAAAAACACCAGAAGACUUUAUUGAUUUAUUACUUGAAAAGAAAGUCGAAGAAAAAGAAAAGAAACCAGCAAAAAAGAAUAGAAAGAUUGAUGUUCUGUUUAGUGAUGUUAAUGAAGAGCCUGAUGUAUCCCAACAAAGCAAAAACCAAACGCCAAUAGAAAAGAAAGAAGAACCACACAAAGAGAAUAUUCAAGAAGAAAAGAAAGAAAUAACAGAAAAGAAUCUAGACCCUUUGUUUGGUGAUGUUAUAAUCAAACAACAUGAGGUUCAAAAAGAAGAACCAAUAACAACUCCAUCAUCUUCAGAAAAGAAAGAAAACCUCAAACCCCAAAACAACCAACCAAAACAAGAGAUUACCAAGAAAGAAAUAAAAGUAGAUAAUUUAUUUGAAGAUAUUGAAAUCCAAUCCAAUUCACAACUUACUGUGGAUAAGCAGAAGAACAAAAGUCAGAAAGAAAGAGAAACCAAGAUUGAUGAUCUUUUUGGGAGAAGUACUAUCAAAUCUCAGGAAAUAAAAACUGAAAGAAAACAUCUACAACCGAUCCAUGAUAAGUCUCUAGAAAAGAAAAUAGAGAGUCAAACAAAUCAAAAACCAAAGAAAGAACCUAAUCAAAAACCCAAGAAAGAAAUUGAUGACAUUUUCAGUAUUGAAACACCAACAAAACCAUCUAACAAUGAAACAGUAACAUCCCUGCAUCAACAAAACUCAAAAAAGAUAGUUGAUGAUUUGUUUGAAACUGAACCAAAGCCAAAAGACUCAACGAAAAAAACUCAAGAACCUAAACAAUACCAGAAAAUAGCCAUUGACAACCUAUUUGAAGAACCAAAGGUUGUUUCUGGUAUCUCCAAUACAAAGAGUAAACACAAGAAACCAGAAAUAGACGAUUUGUUUGGAGACACAAAAGUAGAAGAUGCUAAACAAGUACCAACAAAUGAACGAAAAACAAAGGAUUUAUUAGAAAGUACUCAAGUAAAUGAUAUUAAGAAGGAAGGAGAGAAAAAGCAAGAACAAACAAAGAAAAUUGAUGAUUUGUUCACCUUUGACGAUAUUUCUAAGCCAAAGGAAGAAACUAAGAAAUCCAAGACAAAGACAACACAAGUUGAUGACUUAUUUGGAGAUAUCAACACAACACCAACACAACCUAAACAACAAGAAGAAAAGAAAGACCAACCUAAAAAGAAGAUAGAUAAUGUCUUUGAAGCAGAAACUAAGAAACAAGAAGUAAAAGCUCAAGGAAGUAAGGUGUCUAGUAAAAUUGAAGCAUUGUUUUCAACAAAAGAAGAGCCAAAGAAAAAACCAGUUAGUGAUAAUGAAAUUAAAGCAGAAAAGAUGACAAAAACACAAACAAAAACUAAGUUAGAAGGCAUUUUUGGGAAUAAACCAAUCAUGGGAGGACCAGCACCAAUAAGACCAAAGCCAGUGGAACAGAAAAAUGAAGAAAGUAAUGAAGAGACAAUCGAGAUUCGACAUGAUGGUAAAAUUAGUAGAAGAAGUGUAUCAGGUCCAAAAGGAAGAAGAAGACCAACAAUGAAAAAGAUUCAAUUUGAUGAACAUACUGAACGACUCAUGAAAGAAAUCAAUGACAAUAAGACACAGGAAAGCAACAAAGAAAGGAUUCAAGAUUUGUUAGAUGGCAAAGAAGUAAAACCUAUCAGAACAGAUGACAUUAAACACCAAAAGGUUGAUGAAUCAACAAAAGAAGUUCAUGUAUUAGACAAAGAAGAAAAGGAAGAUUCAGGGGAUAGUGAUGGUUUUGUUAUUGAAGAUGAUCAACCAUCAAGCACUACAAAUAUUAGUGCCAAAGAGAAUGAUAUUAAAGAAAAUGAUACUGAACAUAAGGAACAAGUAAAGAGUGAUGACACAACAGUAAUAGAUGAAAUAUUUGAAUCGAAAGAAGAAGAUAAGAAAAACGAAGAAGACAUUAUUAAGAAGUCAGAUAAACCAAUUGAUAAUAGUAAAAUCUGUUCAGAAUUUGAUUUUGAUGAUUUCUUUUGA
Entamoeba histolytica HM-1:IMSS is the source of this 3171-nucleotide messenger RNA. Its product is annotated as centromeric protein E, putative. Bases 1 to 3171 code for a protein of 1056 amino acids. The transcript has 2 exons. Lineage: Eukaryota; Evosea; Mastigamoebida; Endamoebidae. The record is from RefSeq and is a predicted model, not a curated record.